This is a messenger RNA of Gastrolobium bilobum, 3266 nucleotides long. Its product is annotated as protein TIC 214-like. Gene Ontology annotation, cellular component: membrane. The record is from RefSeq and is a predicted model, not a curated record. The coding region runs from base 40 to 2967 and encodes 975 amino acids. NCBI's taxonomy places the organism in Eukaryota, Viridiplantae, Streptophyta, Magnoliopsida, Fabales, Fabaceae. The transcript has a single exon.
CCCGAAUGGUCAGAAGAUUUUCGGGAUUGGAAUAGAGAAAUGUAUGUUAAAUGCACCUAUAAUGGCGUUCAAUUAUCCGAAACAGAAUUUCCAAAAAAAUGGCUAACAGAUGGUAUUCAGAUAAAGAUCUUAUUCCCUUUUCGUCUUAAACCUUGGCAUCGAUCCAAUCUAGAAUCCUCGGAAAAGGAAAAAAAAAAUCCAAUGAAAAAAAAAAACUUUUGUUUUUUAACAAUUUGGGGGGGGGAAGUAGAAUUGCCUUUUUCUGGUUAUCCCCGAGAUCGGCUUUCAUUUUUUUAUCCUAUUUUAAAAGAACUCAAAAGAAAGACGAAAAAUUUGAAAAAUGAUUUUUUUCUAGUUUUAAAUGAAAGAACUAAAUUAUUUUUAAAUGUCUCAAAAGCAAUAACAAAAUGGAUGAUAAAAAAUAUUUGCAAAAGUAUUCUAGUUAUAAAUGAAAAAAGAAAACAACUCCUGAAUUACUUAUUUAUACUUAAAUUCAAAAAAAAAAAGGAAUCGAUUGAAAGCAAAAAAGAUUCUACAAUCACUAAGAAUAAUCCACUUAUUUACGAAUCACCCAUGCCAAUUCAAUCCAUUCAUUGGACAAAUUGUUCAUUGACAGAAAAAAAAAUAAAAGAUCUGAAUGUUAAAACAAAGACAAUCAUAAAGCAAAUAGGAAAAAUAACAAAAGAAAAGAAAGGGGAAUUAAAAAUUUCAGAGAUCAAUAUAAAUUCGAAGAAAACAACUUUUGGUAUCAAAAGAUUAGAAUUGGAAAAAAAUCUUUUGCAUAUAUUACAAAGAAUAAAUCAUCGGUUAACCCGAAAAUCAUACUCAUUUUUCAAAUUUUUUGUAGAAAGGGUAUACAUAGAUAUCUUUGUAUGUAUAAUUAGUAUUCCUAGGAUCAAUGUACAACUUUUUUCUAAAUCAACAAAAGAAAUUCUAAAUAAAUCCAUUUACAAUAAUGAAUCAAAUACAGAAAGAACUGAUAAAACAAAUCAAAAUAUAAUUGACUUUCUUUCGAUUAUACACAAAUCUUAUAAUACUAGGAGUACGAAUUCACAGAAUUCUUGUGACGUAUCCUCUUUGUCCCAGGCCUAUGUAUUUUAUAAAUUAUCACAAACCAAAAUUCUUAAUGUAUAUAAGUGUAAGUUAAGAUCUGUUUUUGAAUAUCAUGGAAAAUCUUUUUUUCUUAAGAAUGAAAUAAGGGAUUCUUUUUUUGGAGCACGGGGAAUAUUUCAUUCCAAAUUAAGACAUAAAAACCCUCCCGAUUCUGUAAUCAAUCAAUGGGUAAAUUGGUUAAUAGGUAAUUAUCAAUAUGAUUUAUCUCAUAUCAGGUGGUCCAGAUUAGUAACACAAAAAUGGAGAGGUAAAAUCAAUGAAAAUAAUAUGGCUCAAAAGAAAUAUUUCGCUAAAUUUGAUUCAUAUGAAAAAACUCGACCAAUUCUUUACAAAAAACAACAAGUAGACUCAUUACCAUUAAACAAAAAAAAUGGAUAUGAUUUUUUAUCCUAUAAAUCUAUUAAUUAUGCAGAUAAGAAAGACUCAUAUAUUUCUGGAUACAGAUCAACAUUCCAAACAAAUAAAAAGCAAGCAUUUUCUUAUAAUUACAAUACACAUAAACAAAAGUUAUUUGAUACAAUGGGUAAUAUCUCUAUCAAGAAUUAUAUAGAGGAAUAUGCUAUUAUAGAGAUGGAAAAAAAUAUGACUAGAAAGUCUUUUGAUUGGAUGGAAAUGAAUGUAGAAAUACUAAAUCGUUCUAGAUCGAAUAUGGAAUUUUGUUUCUUUUCAAAAUUUUUUAUAUUUUUGAAUGCAUAUUUGAGAAACCCGUGGAUCAUACCAAUUAAAAUACUUUUUUUCCAUUGUAAUGAAAAUACGAAUGUAAUUGAAAAAAAAAAAAUGAAUGGAAAGAAAAAUAAAAUAGACAUUUUUAGACCUUCGAAAAAAAAAAAAUCUCUUUCUUUUGAGUCUGUAACUCGAAACCGAUCAAAAGCGGAAGACGAGGGUAGGAUAGAUAUUGAAUCACCCCUCUCAAACCAAGAAACAGAUAUUGAAGAAUAUUAUGUGACGUCGAACGGGAAAGGGGAGAAGGGUACAAAGAAAAAGAGAUACAAGAAUAAGAAGGAGGCAGAACUUAAUUUCUUACUAAGAAAGUAUUUGGGUUUUCAUUUAAAGUGGGGGGGUUCGUUAACUCAAAGAAUAUUGAAUAAUGUCAAAAUAUAUUGUCUCAUAAUUAGAUUGAUAAGUUUAAAAGAAAUUGCUAUAGCCUCUAUUCAAAGGGGAGAUUUAAGCCUAGAUAUUAUGGUGAUUCAGAGUCAUAAAGAUUUGACUCUGAAAGGGUUAAAGAAAACUAAAGACUUGAUGAAAAAGAGAAUAUUGAUUAUCGAACCAGUGCGUCUGUCUAGAAAAAACAACGAACAAUUUUUUAUGUAUCAAACCACAGGCUUUUCCUUAAUUAAUAAGAGUAAGGACCAAAUUCAUGAAAGAUAUUCAGAAAAAGGUCGUGUUGAUAAGAAGAAUUGUGAGAAAUACAUUCGAAGAACAAGAGAUCAAAAGAUAACGGAAAAUAAAGAAAAAAAUACGUAUGAUUUGUUUGUUCCUGAAAAUAUUUUAUCCACCAGGCGUCGUAGAGAAUUUAGAAUUCUAAUUUGUUUCAAUACUAGGAAUCUAAAUAAUACACAUAGAAACAUAAUAUUUUACAACGAGAAUAAAGUCAACAAUUUCUGUCAAGUUUUGAUUAAAAAUAAAGAUCUUGAUAGAUAUAAAAAAAAACUAAUGAAUUUAAAAUUGUUUCUUUGGCCAAAUUCUCGAUUAGAAGAUUUAGCUUGUAUAAAUCGCUAUUGGUUUGAUACGCAUAAUGGAAGUCGUUUCAGUAUAGUAAAGAUAUGUAUGUAUCCGCGAUUUAAAAUUCGGAAAUCUAUUACAUUUUCUGUUAUUUACCGUAACAUAUAUAACAUAUAUGAUUAUGAUAUAUGAACAAAAAUGGAUACCUACAUAAAUGCGCGCGCAUUAUUUCUAUUCUCAAGCAUUGAUCCUAAUUCAAUACUAGAUCCAUUCGAUCAAAAAUGAAUUAACAAAAUCGUCUUUUUUUUUAGCAUCUAAUUUUUGAUUUUAUGAAUCUAUAUAAAUAUAAUUUUUAUAUCUAUUUGAUAAUUUUUAUAUCUAUUUAAAUUGAUUCAUAAUCAAAUUUAAUAAUCCAUUUUUUUUUGAAAAAAUGGAUUAUUAAAUGAAUAUUCUUUUUGAUACAAAAUUCAAAAUUAGUGUCAUUACCCUUA